CUUAUUAGUUUUAAUAUGGCGGCAAAAUCAACCAACUUCCAUCUUCCAAACGAAACCAAUUUUCCUAAAAAACCAAAAAUGUUAUCCCUAAAUCUCUCACCAACAACCCCAUAUUCUCUCCUAAAAUCAAACACUCAAAAACCCACGAGUCAAUUAUUCUUACAAUUGAAUCCAUCAAUUACAUGCUCUUCAAGUGGAUUGAAAUUCCAGAAGGUUCCGAUUGUGUCCGCUUCGGUGGCUUCAACUCCGGUGGUGGAGGAGGAAGUAGAGCUGCCGAACGGGUUGCAGCGGGAAACGAUGCCGCGACAUGUAGCAGUGAUAAUGGAUGGGAAUGUAAGAUGGGCUCGACAAAGAGGAUUGCCUGGUGGUGCUGGGCAUGAAGCAGGGGUUAGAUCGUUAAGGCAAAUGGUGGAAUUGUGUAGGAAAUGGGGUGUUAAAGUUCUCACUGUUUUUGCCUUCUCUUAUGAUAAUUGGGUCCGACCACAAGUAGAAGUUGAGUUUUUAAUGAGCUUGUUCGAGAGAGGAAUUAAAUCAGAAUUAGACAACUUUAUCAGGCAAGGAAUCAAGAUAUCAGUAAUAGGAGACUCAACAAAACUGCCAAAAACCUUACAGAAACUGAUAGCGGAUGCAGAAGAAACAACCAAAGAUUUCACAAACUUCCAACUGAUUGUUGCAGUUAGUUAUAGUGGCAAGUAUGAUAUCAUACAAGCGUGUAAGAAUAUCGCACAGAAAGUGAAAGACGGAGCAGUGGAAGUCGAUCAAAUCAACGAACAAUUGAUCGAACAAGAACUCGAGACUAAUUGUACAGAGUAUCCUUACCCAGAUUUGCUGAUAAGAACCAGCGGAGAGUUGAGAGUCAGUAACUUCUUACUGUGGCAAUUGGCUUACACUGAGCUGUUCUUUGUAAGGGCUCUUUGGCCUGAUUUCGGAAAGGAUGAGUUUGUCGAGGCCUUGCAGUCGUAUCAGCAAAGGAAUCGACGUUAUGGUGGACGUGAUGUGCAACAAUCUAUGAGGUAAAAAACAAUGGUUGCAGAGAAGAUUAUUACUCCACUACAUAACUUAUACAGCAUGCAGACUGAUCAAUCCAUGUUCAGAACAAAUAAAUUUUGUACUUCUUGUUAAUUUCUCCUUAGUUAGAACGAAAUUCUUAUGUAUAUAAGUGUAUGACAUGAUAACAGGAAACUGUAUUGCUAGCCUGCUAUAGAGAGACUUCACCUAUAGCAGAUAUGAGGGUUAUUCAAAAUUUGAUAAUGAUUAUAAUAAAUUUACCAGCAUAUUAAAGCAUUACAUUGUUGUUA
Amaranthus tricolor (Joseph's coat) is the source of this 1298-nucleotide messenger RNA. Its product is annotated as dehydrodolichyl diphosphate synthase 2. The record is from RefSeq and is a predicted model, not a curated record. Gene Ontology annotation, biological process: plastid membrane organization; response to cold; polyprenol biosynthetic process. Gene Ontology annotation, cellular component: chloroplast stroma. Lineage: Eukaryota; Viridiplantae; Streptophyta; Magnoliopsida; Caryophyllales; Amaranthaceae.